Molecule: messenger RNA, 6073 nt
Organism: Fragaria vesca subsp. vesca
Lineage: Eukaryota; Viridiplantae; Streptophyta; Magnoliopsida; Rosales; Rosaceae
Product: eukaryotic translation initiation factor 4G-like
Exons: 9
Coding region: 281-5746 (1821 amino acids)
Cellular component (GO): eukaryotic translation initiation factor 4F complex
Molecular function (GO): protein binding; translation initiation factor activity; mRNA binding
Source: RefSeq, a predicted model, not a curated record
CUUCUCUCUCUCUCUCUUACCAAAACUCUCCCCCAUCUUUUCUCUGUUAAACUUUUUCCCAUUCACUCUCGACGUUCCUAUUCUCUCAUGGUUCCCCAAUAAAACCCUAAUUUUAUUCCUUCACUCUCACUCCUCGUCCGCAGGUACACUAUUAAUAAUCCAGCUCUCUCUUCUUCACUCGGCUUAUUCGGUUUUCGUUAGGGUUUGUAUUGAUUUUGGUUGUUGGAUCUGUUGCGAAAAAGGUCUGAAAUUUUUGAGAGGGAAUUUAGGGUAGGGAUUUAUGUCCUUCAAUCAAUCAAGGUCGGAUAAGAACGAGACGCAGUAUCGUAAAACAGGGCGAUCCGCGGCCUCCAAUCAGCAGCACAGGGGAUACUCACCCGUUUACCCUAAGGGCGCCGGCGCCGCUGGCCCCGCCCCUUCCAUCUCCUCCCAACGCAGCUUCAAGAAGACUAAUAACAAUGCACAAGGAGGGCAAUCCAGGGGGAAUGUAGCCCCUGUAAAUCCUUCGGAUCCCGGAAGUGCUUCUACACCGCGGAGCGGUAUACCGAAUGGCGCCCAUGUACAGCCGCAAUAUCACGGAGCCAUGGAGCCAACUGUUACAAACACAGCUCCCAAGCAAACAGAACCAUUAGUCGCACAGAGAGGCCCUCGAGCUGUUCCGAAGGCUCCAGCUUCUCAGUCUGCCUCCGUGAAUUCUGACUCAAGAGGGCCCAGUACUCCUGUAAAACCCCCAGGGGAUGCGUCCAAGGGAUUUUCGUUUCAGUUUGGGUCCAUAAGUCCUGGUCUGAUGAAUGGGAUGCAGAUUCCGGCUCGAACUAGCUCAGCUCCCCCAAAUUUGGAUGAGCAGAAGCGCGACCAGGCACGGCAUGAGUCCUUUAGACCAGCACCGGCAUUGCCAACCCCUUCUGUUCCUAAGCAGCAGUUACCUAGGAAAGAUCAACAUUCUGUCGACCAAUCUAGUGCCGCUGAGACUCAUCUGCAACCCAAGGCCAAAAAGGAUGUGCAAGUGUCACCUGCACCCCCUGCUAGUCAAUCUCAGAAACCUUCUGGUCCUCCAAUGCCUGGUAUCUCUAUGGCAAUGCCAUUUCACCAGCCACAGGUUUCUCUGCAGUUUGGUGGCCCCAACCAGCAGAUUCAAUCUCAGGGUAUGCCUCCCAAUUCACUCCAAAUGCCAAUGCCAAUUCCGUUACCAAUAGGUAGCAGUCAAGUACAGCAGCCAGUGUUCGUUUCAGGUCUGCAACCCCAUCCCAUGCAGCCUCCAAAUAUUAUGCAUCAGGGCCAGAACCUGGGUUUUACCUCCCAAAUGGGUCCACAGCUGCCUCAGUUGGGCAACUUGGGGAUCGGCAUAGGUCCUCAGUUCCCCCAACAGCAAGGUGGCAAGUUUGCUGCCCCUCGUAAAACCCCUGUCAAGAUUACCCAUCCAGAUACACAUGAAGAGUUAAGGCUUGAUAAACGGGCAGAUUCAUAUCAAGAUGGUGGCUCGUCAGCCGCCAGGACUCACCCGAAUGUUUCUCAAUCUCAGCCCAUGCCUCCAUUUGCCGGUUCUCAUCCUACAAGCUAUUACAAUUCUUACAAUACGAGCCUGUUUUUUCCAUCUCCGAAUUCACAUCCUUUAACAAGUAGUCACAUGCCACCCAAUUCACAAGCACCACGAUUUAGCUAUCCAGUGAGCCAGGGUCCACCCCAAAGUAUGCCUUUCAUGAAUCCGUCAGCUCACCCACCUACCCUGGAUCAUGCACGGGAUGUACAUAGUAAAAUUGCCUCUGUUCCAUCCACAGCUAUUCCUGUUACUGUUAAACCAGCUGUUGACUCAUCGGCAAACAGUGCAGCUUCUGUUGAAAAAAAUGAAUUUUCAAAGACAUCAAGGCCGGCUGGAGAAGUGAUAUCAUCUCAUGCUCAAAGGUUUCCUGGCAGUGACCCAUCAAUUAAUAAAUCAUUGCCAGUUGUGGCAAAAGUGUCUGCAGCUGUGCCAGCUGCUCCUUCUGUUGAAGGCCAGGUUUCAAGUUCUUUAUCCUCUACUUCAGUUGCCUCAGCAGAGGAGUCUGUACCAGUUGUAAAUGCCACUGAAGCCAGAAAAAAGGAAUCCCUUAGUCGGUCAAACUCAAUUAAAGAUCAGCAGAAGAAACCAGCCAAGAAAGGGAGUACUCAACCACAGCAUCAGCUUCUUGAGCAAUCUAGCUCUACAUCAAGCGUUCCCUCUCAGGAACAUGCUGUUUCUUCUAGUAUUGGUGUUUCUCAACCUAAAGAGGGUAAUACAGUUCCUGUUUCAGAAAGCAUUGGGUCUGUGUCAGAAUCAGUCGGGGUAUCAUCAUCAAAUGUUAGUUUGGACACUACAGAUGUUUCCGACUCAAAGACUGAAACAGUUCAAGAAGGCGCCAUCUCCUCUUCUGAUGUUGGUCAUCAUAGUCAAAUAGGAAACUCUUCGCUGCUGGAUGAACAAGGAAAACAAGAAUUGGUUGGAGCAGAUAACCAGUCGGAAGGAAGUUUGUCUGAAGGAUACAAACAGGAAGCUAGUAGUCCUAGUAUUUCUUCAGAAUCUACCUCUGUGAAAAGUAUGGAAUCUGCUAACAAAGCAGCAGAGCACUCUGUCGGAAAGGAAACUGCCAAAGGCAAUGUUUUUGGAACUUCUGAAACUGCAGGAGUCAAAGAUCACCAUGUCGGUUGCAAUUCAGAAUUAGAUGCGAUAAAUGCCUCUUCAAGAAGAAGUGAUAGUGUGGGUAAUAUUGAAGUUGCUUCUACAGAACUUAGUGGGCCAGAUCUGCCCUCUGCUGCUUUUCAAUCCACAGAUCUGUCAGGUACUACUUCAAAGCAAGAAGGGGAAAGUGUGGAUAUUACUAGGGGUGGGGGAAGUGUUGAGAAUAUUGGUAGUGGUGGUGAUUCAAUUACAGUGUCAGGUUCGAAGGAUAAACCCCUCCACGAACUGAGUAGAACUAAGAGUUCUCUUUCAAAGACGAAGAAGAAAAGAAAAGAAAUUCUUUCUAAGGCUGAUGCUGCUGGGGGAACCUCUGAUCUAUAUGGGGCUUAUAAGGACCCUGCAGACAAGAAAGAUGUAGCAUCAUCUGAAAGCAGUGAGAGCACUUCUACUAGCAUAUUGUCAAAGCAGGAAGCUGCUGAUUCUACUCAGCAAGUUGCUGUUGUCAGAGAUGAAGGUGCACCGAGUAAAGCUGAGCCAGAUGACUGGGAAGAUGCUGCUGACAUCUCUACUCCCAAACUGGAUCCCUCAAAUAGUGGAGAACAGGCCCAUGGUGACUUAGAUGGGAGUGGAUAUGGGGCAAAGAAGUAUUCCAGAGAUUUUCUUCUGAAGUUCUCUAUGCAGUUUCUUGACCUACCGGAGGGUUUUGAGAUUACGUCUGAUAUAUCAGAAAUUUUGAAUGCCAAUGUAAAUGCUUUUGCUUCUGUCGAUUAUGAUUCAAUCCCAAGUCCUGGACGGAUUAUUGACAGGCCAGGGGGAGGAAGAAUUGACCGACGUGGGAGUGGAAUGAUUGAAGAUGAUAGGUGGAACAAAGGUGGUAAUGCCAAUUUCCGACCUGUCCAAGGAGUAAAUUAUGGUGUUUUGAGGAGUCCAGGUCCACGGGGACAAGCUCAGCAUGUUAGAGGGAUCCUACCUGGGCCGAUUGCAGGUUCACAGGGAGGGAUGCAAAGAAAUAACCCUGAUGCUGACAGGUGGCAGCGAGCUACAAACUUUCAACCAAAGGGUUUGAUGCCUUCACCACAGACUCCAUUACAGGUGAUGCACAAAGCUGAGAGGAAGUAUGAAGUCGGUAAAGUCAGUGAUGAAGAACAGGCUAAGCAAAGGCAGUUGAAGGCAAUAUUAAACAAGCUGACUCCCCAGAAUUUUGAAAAACUGUUUGAGCAAGUAAAAGCUGUAAAUAUUGAUAAUGCCACAACACUGACAGGUGUAAUCUCACAAAUCUUUGAUAAGGCUCUAAUGGAGCCUACUUUCUGUGAGAUGUAUGCGAACUUCUGCUUUUAUCUUGCCGCAGAGUUGCCUGAUUUCAGUGAAGACAAUGAAAAGAUAACCUUUAAGAGGUUGCUUUUGAAUAAGUGUCAGGAGGAAUUUGAGAGGGGAGAAAGAGAACAAGAGGAAGCCAAUAAGGCUGAUGAGGAGGGUGAGGUGAAACAAUCUGAAGAAGAAAGAGAAGAGAAAAGAAUUAAAGCACGGAGACGAAUGUUGGGUAAUAUUAGAUUAAUUGGGGAGUUAUACAAGAAGAAAAUGUUGACUGAGAGAAUAAUGCAUGAGUGCAUUAAGAAGUUGUUAGGUCAGCAGCAGACUCCAGAUGAGGAGGAUAUUGAAGCUUUGUGCAAACUAAUGAGCACAAUUGGGGAGAUGAUUGAUCAUUCGAAAGCCAAGGAGCACAUGGAUGCAUAUUUUGAGAGGGUGAAAAGUUUAUCGAAUAAUAAGAAUUUAUCAUCUAGGGUCAGGUUUAUGUUGAAAGAUACCAUAGACUUGCGAAAGAACAGAUGGCAGCAGAGGAGGAAAGUUGAAGGACCGAAAAAGAUUGAGGAAGUGCACAGAGAUGCUGCGCAAGAACGACAGGCACAAGCUAGUAGGCUGAGCCGUGGUCCAGGAAUGAAUCCAUCAGCGAGAAGGGGGCCUCCCAUGGAAUUUAGUCCUAGAGGGUCGACUGUGGUAUCUCCAUCAAAUGCACAAAUUGGUGGGUUCCGUGGGAUGCCCUCCCCAGCUCGUGGUUUUGGCAGUCAGGACGCCCGUACAGAUGUCCGUGUAGAUGAAAGACAUUCUUAUGAGGGUAGGACCCCAGUUCCCUUGACUCAAAGACCCAUGGGUGAUGAGUCCAUCACUUUGGGUCCCCAGGGUGGUCUUGCCAGAGGAAUGUCUGUCAGAGGACCACCAUCGAUGUCGGCUGCUCCACUCCCUGAGUUAUCUCAUAACCCUGGAGACUCCAGGAGGAUGACAACUGGUUUGAAUGGUUUCAGUUCCCACUCAGAGCGGGCAACUUACAACCCCAGGGAGGAUUUAAUACUGAGAAUUGUGCCUGAUAGAUUUGGAGGUCCUGCUGCUUAUGAUCAGUCAAGUGGACCAGAGCGUAAUAUAAGUUUUGGUGGGAGGGAUCCACGGAGUUCAGAUCGUAGUUUUGAUAGAUCUCUUACUGCACCGCCUACUCGCUCACAUGGGGCAGCUUUAACACAAAAUGUUCCUUCAGAUAUGUCGGAAGAAUAUCUUAGAGAUAAGUCGUUGGGAGCAAUUAAGGAAUUUUACAGCGCCCGAGACGAGAAGGAAGUUGCUCUAUGCAUCAAAGACUUGAACUCACCAAGCUUCCAUCCGACAAUGAUAUCUCUUUGGGUCACAGACUCAUUUGAGAGGAAGGACAGAGAAAGAGAUCUCUUCACAAAGCUUCUAAUUAAUCUUACCAAGUCCCAGGAUGGAUCUUUGAGUCAAUCCCAUCUCAUCAAAGGGUUUGAAGCUACUCUCUCCACCUUGGAGGAUGCCGUGACUGAUGCACCUAGAGCACCAGAGUUUCUUGCCCGGAUAUUUGCCAGAGCCAUUUUAGAAAAUGUAGUUUCCUUGAAUCAGAUUGGGCAGUUAAUACGUGAAGGUGGAGAGGAGCCAGGAAGUCUUUUGGAAGCAGGGCUUGCAGGCAAUGUUCUUGGAAAUAUCUUGGAGAUUAUCCAAUCAGAAAAAGGAGAGAGUGGUCUCAAUGAGAUUCGUACGUCCUCCAACUUGCGGUUGGAGAAUUUCCGGCCUCCAGAUCCUCUCAAGUCAAGGAUGCUAGAGAAAUUUCUUUAGACAUAGUGAUGCUCAUUGUAAUCUUGUGGUAGGAAAGAAAAAAAAUUCAUGGGCAGUGCUCUUAGGGUGCGUAAUGAAUUUGCAAAAAAUAUUUUUCCAGGUGGGUGGUGGGAAAUUUAUGUAUGGGGUUUUGUAGUUAUCAUUCUCCAUGUUUCAAUGUUAUUUAUUAUAAACAUUACUGCAGUGCAGUUAUGGAAGGUUCAAUUGAGCAUCAUUUUAAAAUCUUCGUGUUCCUUUCAUGGUACUUGACUGGUGUUCUCAAUUUGCAGUUGAUGUCAUGUUGAUGUUUGCAAUAAUGUUCCUUGCAACUAAACUUUGGUUAUUUCC